Prorocentrum cordatum is the source of this 1047-nucleotide messenger RNA. NCBI's taxonomy places the organism in Eukaryota, Dinophyceae, Prorocentrales, Prorocentraceae. The record is from the annotation of a GenBank genome assembly.
GCGUUGGGCCCCGCCAUGGCGGGCCGCGGCUGCGCUGCCCGCUGGGCGGCCUGCGGCCUGUCUCUGCAGGACGAGGCCGCCGCCGCCCUGCUGCGCUACGGCCCCCCGGUCGGAGCGGCGGCGGCGUCCCGCGCCGCGCCGGCCGCGGUGGCGGGCGGCGCCGCGAGGGGCGGAGGCGAGUGUGUCGCUUGCUGCGUGCUGUACCUCCACGGCUUCCCCGACCAGAGCCUGGACCACCGCCAAGAGCUGGCCAGCCACGGCGCCCUGAGGGGGCAGCUGCCGCGGCAGCUGCGGGCGGCGGUGCUGGAAGAGGUGGAGGGGAGCGCCUUCUGCGCGUUCAACUUCUCGGAGGAGGGCAGCGUCGCGGGCACGCCGGGCUCCGACGGCGGCUGCCCCUUCGCUGCGAAGACGGUGAGCCGGGAGGUGGCCGAUGCCAGAGCCGUCAUCGGAUAUUUGCGCGAAUUCGUGGCACCAGCGCCUGCUCCGAUCCAUGUGGUGGGCAUAUCCACUGGAGCCAUCAUCGCGUCCCUGCUGCGAGGCUGCGAUGAGCACAUGACGGUCACGGCGAUCGCUGGCCUCGUGGAUGUCGUCUCUGGGCUGCGCUACGACUUCGAUGCCGAACAGCUCACAGCUUUCGACAGGGACGGCUGCUGCUGGAAGGAGUUCUGGCUGCCCCCCGGGUCGCCGUCCAACCCGCCAGCCGGCUGGGGUGGGCACGAUGACAUCGCUCUCAGUGGCGCCACAGAGGAGGCGAGGUGGCAGAAGACCGCGCUCCGCCUGAGCGCGCGCUACCGCGAGGACUUCCUGGGCCUCGACGUCGCUGGCGCGGUGCGACGAGGGCGAUCGCCCUUGUUGGUGGUCCACGGCGACAAGGACAAGAGCGUGCCGCUGGCGAGCGGCGAGGCGCUGUUCACCGCGGCCGCCGAGCCGAAGGAGCUCGUCGUCAUCAGAGGUGGCGACCAUCUCUUGCGGAGCACCAAACACUUGAGAAGAGCCUCUACUAUCGCUGCCAUCCUGGAGCUCAUCCGGUCCACGCCGGCCUCGUGA